Messenger RNA from Ziziphus jujuba (common jujube), 1854 nucleotides. Its product is annotated as protein phosphatase 2C 32. Gene Ontology annotation, molecular function: protein serine/threonine phosphatase activity. The record is from RefSeq and is a predicted model, not a curated record. Lineage: Eukaryota; Viridiplantae; Streptophyta; Magnoliopsida; Rosales; Rhamnaceae. Gene Ontology annotation, biological process: protein dephosphorylation.
AUGGAAAUGUUUCAAACCGCAGUUGGUUGUAUUUUGCAUUUGAUCUCUACUUUAGAUGUUGAAAGUGAGUUCCAUUUUUAUAGUCUAAAUAUUCAGUUAUAUGAUGGCUUCAGUGGGUCAGAUGCACCAGAUUGUUUAAUGCGCUAUCUAUACAGAACCGUAGAUAAGGAACUAGAAGGACUGCUUUGGGAUUAUGAAGAUGAAUCUCCAGGCAAUUCAUUAAAACCUGUACCUCACAAGACUGAAAAUACUGAGAUUAGUUCUGGGUGCAGCUGGGAGGACCAACCAAACAUUCCUUCAACGGAAGUAAUUUCUUGUAGUUUAGCAGAAUCAUGUAAACCGGAAUUUUUUGGGUGUCCGCAAGCUAGCUCUGAAAUAGUUGCCCAAGUUGGGAUGAGCUUUGAACAGCAAUUACCUAACUGCGUAAAUUCGAGCAUCUCAGGAACUUCUUCUGUCUGUGUUCCAACUGCAAAUAUAACUGGUCAAGGCAGAAAAAGCAAGCAACUUUAUGAGCUAUUUCAGAUGGAACAUUGGGAUGAACCAGGUUAUUUGCCUGCCUCAGUUGUUGUGAAACAAAUAAAGGAUCCAUGGGUUUGUUAGCCGAAAUUAGAUUCUUUGGCUUAUGGGGAAACCUCAUAAUUAUAACAGCUACAACCUAGCUCAUUGCACCCGAAGGAAGAUAGUUCUAGCUACUUGGGUGAAGAUCCCACCACGUAAGGAGAAGGUAGACGGGUGGGGAUUGAAAACAGUGUCCAGGAUUUCAAGCUUCUAUAUUUGGGGCAAAGGCAGACUAUAGGAAAGGUUUUUAUCGUUUCCAAGAUUAAUAAAAUGUAUAUCAAGUAGAAGUCAUUGCGUAAGAAACUUUUUCCUUGGAGUCAUGAUUGGCACAAAGAAGAUAGUUGUGUUGAUGUGAAAAUGGCAGAACAAAUGGGACCUAUUAGGACAUGCAAAUCAAGAAUUGUAGAUCAUGCUGCAGUUUUAAGAGCAAUGGCUCGAGCGCUUGAACAGACUGAAAAUGCUUUUAUGGAAAUGUUGGAAAAGGUUCUUGACAAAAACCCAGUAACAGCUUUGAUGGGUUCAUGUGUUUUAGUGAUGUUAAUGAAGGAUCAAGAUGUGUAUGUCAUGAACCUUAGCGAUAGCCAUGGGAUUUUGGCACAAGAAAGACCAAAUGGUAGCCAUCCAAAUCAAAAUUUUGAGAAGGAUGUGAGGCACAGGAAUAGAUCCAGAGAGUCACUGGUUCAUAUGAAGCUGGACAGAACCUGAGAGUCUCUAAUUCACAAUCGAAACAGUCCGGUUAACAUGGUAAACAAAAAGGGGGAAAUCUCCAUAUGCAGAUUAAAGAUGGGGGCACUUCAACUUUUCUCAGAUCACAGCACAAACAUUGAGGAGGAAGUUUUAAGGAUAAAAGCAGAACACCAUGAUGACAACCAAGCCAUAUUCAAUGACAGAGUGAAGGGCCAAUUAAAGGUCACCAAAGCAUUUGGUGCUGGGUUCUUGAAGAGGCCAACUUGUAAUGGAGCUUUGCUGGAAAUAUUCCGGGUUGAUUAUGUGGAACUGCAUCCCUCUAUUAUUCACCAUCGACUUUCCCCGAUUUGUGGUACACUUUCCUAUGGGCUUUAUCGGUAUUCAAGCAAUGAAGAGGUAGUUGCCCAUAUCACACGGCUCAUGGAAAAAGUACCUGAAGGUGAUCCUGCACAUUAUCUCAUUGCUGAGUUUCUCUUCCGUGCUGCCAAAAGGAAUCGUUAGUCUUGUUGGUUUGCAUUUAUCGGCGGUAAUCUUAUGAUGAUGGUUGAUGUUGAUUGUAGGAAUGGAUUUUCGUGAACUGCUUGAUAUACCUUACGGAGACGACGUAAA